CACAUAGAUGCGUAAAUCGAUGUACAUAUAUAUAUAUUUAAAGUUCAGUUGGCGUCGAUUUGUAAUCUUAUAAAUGAGACUAAAAUCAUAUCGGAAAUUCAGUUAGCCGAAAACCACUAGAAUUUGAUAUCUAGCGGAGAUGGCAAACAAGUCUAGAACAGCAUUCAAAGUGCCGAGCAGACAUGGCUUUAGUGGCUAUAGGCUUUAUAGGAGAUCUGGUCAUCGUAGAUUGCAAAUGGUAACAAUCAGGAGAUAUGCAAUUGUCAAAGGCGAUGAGACUCUGCGAACUCGCUCGUCAACAUUGAGCGAAGAGCUUAAUAAAAAGUAUUUGAAGCUGGUCGCUGAUUGGAAAAGGAGUCUGAUCGAGGAACCACAUUUGAAUAGGACACCAGAAUCAUUUGGCAUAUGUCUGCCAGAGCCAAGAGAACCCUACUACUCAGACGACGAAUCCCCUCCGAGCACUCCAGACCUGCAUGAGCUUUAUUUAAACUCUGCCGAUCCACACAAAUUCUUUCCAAGUGUUCCAGUGAUCGUUUGGUCAAGUCUGUACUCUAGUGCCGCCCAAGAGCAUGCCAAGGCCGGGCUGCUGGAGCCGCUGCAGCAGGAGAUGGUGGAGGUCGCUAAAGCCGUUGACGCGAUGGGGGACAUAACGAACGUAGAGCUCAACGAUUGCGCUCACCAACAGCGAGUAGAAUCGAGUAUAUCUGUAGCUCAGUACUUGUGCAAUGUAGAGGAUCGAGAGCUUGAUGGUCCAGAGGUGUACGCGAUUUCAUCCCGCAACUACUGGUUUAGCACCUUGCAAGUGAAAGUUGGCAAGCUUUUCAUGCAUGUGGAUCGGUAUGUGUUUUUCCACUACUUGAAAGGCUUUGAGGAUUACAAGAGUUGGUCCCUGGAAUUUCCCACUAACAAGGUCUCCAUGAUUCUGUUGGCCCACAUGUACAAUUGGAUGGUCAGCAAAAGCCCAACGUUGAUACUCGGCCACGACUUUGUUGAGAUGUACCACAUGGCCAAGUAUCUGAAUGUGCGCUACAUGUUGGAGCUGUACUGGAACUCACUUUCGAUUCAUAAUGGUGGCGAGGGUGGCGUCUGGGAACAGGAAGCAUUCAGAGCAUACCAGAUAUGUCAUCGUCUGGGCUGCAGCGAUUUGAUGGCCAUAUUUAUGAAUCGAAUACAAAAGUUGUUCUUGCCGCUGGUCGCGUCAGAGGAGUUCCUCGCUAUGGAAGCGGGCGAGGUAGCAUAUUUGCUCAAAAUGGACUCGCUAUGCGUGAACAGUGAGGACGAAGUGUUCUUUGCAGCCGUGUACUGGCUAAGGCACAACUGGGAGGAGCGACAACAAUAUAUGGAGCAGGUCAUGGCCAGUGUGCGUUAUUGCAUGUUAUCGCCUUGGCUGCACAGCUCCAUUCUCCACAAGCCGGAGAAUGAGAUAAUCCGAAAGGUGGGCGAAAGCCACAUGAUUCGAGCCCUGUUAUGGAGAGGCCUUUGUGCUAGUCAUGCAAUGCUCGCCAAGACGAAAGAUCCGGAGCUUGCCGAUGACCCCUUGAUGAUGCGUAUCAUGCUGAUAAAAGACUUCGAUCGGAAAUGGGGCUUCUGUCCAGGCAUUCCCCACCAUCACUCCCCCGAUUGCUGUCGAUUCUCAAAACUCAGCUAUAAGAUGUUCCUAAAGUUCCUUAAUUUGCUGCACGACGAUGCUAAGAAGUACAUGGCAGAAACCCAGUUCGUACCGUAUAAGUAUUUUGUGCCACUCAAUUGCUGCUCUAAAAAGGAUUUUGUCAAGAAAGUAACACUUACAAAACAAUUUCGGAAGAGGCUAGCUAAACAGUUCCCGUUCGAAUUCCGCUAUAAUGUGAAAUAAAUGCUUAAUUGUUUGUUACCUUCCUAAAUAUCUUUCAACAAACUGGGUGUGCUGUGAACGCUUUGCACUUGUCGGAGCUUGUUAAUAAAAGGAGAAAGGCGAUUCGAAUUUUCAAG
Molecule: messenger RNA, 1968 nt
Organism: Drosophila arizonae
Lineage: Eukaryota; Metazoa; Arthropoda; Insecta; Diptera; Drosophilidae
Source: RefSeq, a predicted model, not a curated record